Bombina bombina (fire-bellied toad) is the source of this 8674-nucleotide messenger RNA. It is a transcript of the gene DOCK3, whose product is annotated as dedicator of cytokinesis 3. NCBI's taxonomy places the organism in Eukaryota, Metazoa, Chordata, Amphibia, Anura, Bombinatoridae. Gene Ontology annotation, cellular component: plasma membrane; cytoplasm. Gene Ontology annotation, biological process: small GTPase-mediated signal transduction. The transcript has 53 exons. The record is from RefSeq and is a predicted model, not a curated record. Gene Ontology annotation, molecular function: guanyl-nucleotide exchange factor activity; small GTPase binding. Bases 100 to 6174 code for a protein of 2024 amino acids.
GGGGAACUAGAUCUAUCUCCGGAUAUAACCAACAUACUCUGGAUUUAACCACUGGGUAUUGGGAUUUACCCCGUAUCUGCCCCAAGGUAAUCUGAGAUCAUGUGGACCCCAACCGAGGAGGAUAAAUACGGAGUGGUGAUAUGUAACUUCCGAACAUCAGUGCCUCAUGGGUUACCUCUGGAAUUAGGGGAAACCGUCCAAAUCUUGGAGAGAUGUGAAGGCUGGUACAGAGGAAUCUCCAUUAGGAACCCCAGUGCCAAGGGGAUUUUUCCAAUCAACAUUAUCCACUUGAAAAAGGCCACAGUCAACAACAGGGGUCCAUAUGAGACAGUGGUUCCUGUGGAAGAUCCGGUGGUCACCGAGGUAACAACAACUCUACAGGAAUGGGCCUCUCUCUGGAAGCAGCUUUAUGUGAAACACAAGGUGGAUCUUUUUUACAAACUGCGCCAUGUGAUGAAUGAAGUUAUCGACCUGCGUAGGCAGCUCCUGUCAGGUCACCUGACUCAGGACCAGGUGCGAGAGGUCAAGAGACACCUGACCGUACGCCUGGACUGGGGCAAUGAACACCUAGGCCUGGACUUAGUUCCCCGUAAGGAAUUUGAAGUGGUAGAUUCCGAUCAGAUCAGCGUCUCUGAUUUAUACAAGAUGCAUCUAUCAAGCAGACACAGCGUGCAGCAGAGCACAAACCAGGCAGACACCCUGAGGCAGCGACACAAGGAGCCUCGGGCCCCUGUUCCCCACCACCUGCUUCUCAAUCUGAAGAGUUUUACACACAGCAACAUUGGAGAAGACGUGGACAUCUUCUUCUCAUUAUAUGAUAUGAGGGAGGCGCGUCAGAUCAGUGAAAGGUACAUGAUCCGGCUUAAUAAGAACGGAGGUCCGAAGAACCCAGAAAAAAUUGAUCGAUUGUGUGCGCUAUUCACGGAUUUAAGCAGCAAAGAUAUGAAGAGGGAUCUUCAUCUUGUAGUUCAUGUCAUCAGAAUAGGUCGAAUGCUGCUCAAUGACUCUCGUAAAGGUCCUCCGCACGUCCAUUACAGACGCCCAUAUGGCUGCGCUGUACUGAGUCUAGGGGAAGUGUUGCCCGUGCUGUGUGAGCAUCGAGAUGAGAAGGACUUUGUGCUGAAGGUUUAUAUGUGUAAUAACGAAAAUGACUGGUACCAGAUUCAUGAGAACAUCAUUCGCAAAACCAGCACUAAAUAUUCUACUCCCAGCUCAAAUUAUGGCCUAAUCGUGUCAUUGCAGCUUCUGCGGGGGGACAUGGAGCAGAUACGCAGGGAAAACCAGCUGAUCUUUAGUAGAGGUGCAGUUGUGACCCGCAAAUUGGGAUUCCCAGAUGUCAUCAUGCCAGGUGAUGUCCGUAAUGACCUGUAUGUGACCCUGGAGCGAGGUGACUUUGAGAGGGGAGGAAAAAGUGUGCAGAAGAAUAUAGAGGUUACAAUGCAUGUCCUGUAUGCAGACGGAGAGAAUCUGAGGGACUGUGUUAGCCUGGGUACCGGAGAGCCGCCUCGCACUCAGUAUCACUCCUACGUUCUUUAUCACAACAACAGUCCCCGCUGGGGGGAGCUCAUCAAGCUUCCUGUUCCCAUUGAUCGGUUCCGAGGGUCCCACCUGCGUUUCGAGUUCAGGCACUGCUCGACUAAGGAUAAAGGUGAGAAGAAGCUAUUUGGAUUCUCCUUCACCCCCUUGAUGAGAGACGAUGGGACCACGCUGUCUGAUGAUACCCAUGACCUCUAUGUGUACAAGUGUGAUGAGAACAGCACCUUCAAUAACCACGCUCUGUAUCUUGGCCUCCCCUGCUGUAAGGACGACAUGAGUGGUUGCCCUAACAUCCCUUCCAGUUUAAUCUUCCAGCGCAGCUCCAAAGAGACCUUCAGCAUUUCUACCCAGCUCUCUUCUACCAAACUCACGCAGAAUGUCGACCUCCUGGCUCUGCUUAAAUGGAAGGCGUACCCAGAUCGGAUACUAGAUAUUCUCGGACGUCUGCGGCAUGUUAGCGGGGAGGAGAUUGUAAAGUUCUUGCAGGAUAUUCUCGACACUCUGUUUGUGAUUCUGGACGAAAACACAGAAAAGUAUGGACUGCUCGUCUUCCAGUGCUUGGUUUUUAUCAUCAACCUCUUGCGAGACAGCAAAUAUUAUCAUUUUCGAACAGUUUUGGAUGCAUAUAUCCAGAAACACUUUGCAGGUGCAUUGGCAUACAGGGAGCUGAUCCGGUGCUUGAAAUGGUACAUGGAACGGUCGGCUGAACUUGUGAGGCAGGACCACAUCCAGGAAGCCAUGAGGGCCCUGGAAAACCUCUUUAAGUUCAUUGUCCAAUCACGCCUACUUUUCGCUCGCUCCACUGGUGGCCUGGAAGAAGAGCAGUUUAGAUGCAGUAUCCAUGAGCUCUUCCAAUCCAUGCGAUUUGUCUUAAGCCUGGACACACGAAGCUCAGACACUCUGCUCUUCACUCAGGCUGCUCUCCUUAGCUCCUUCCCUGCUAUCUUUGAGGAGUUGCUGCCAAUGUUCUCAGUUGCAGAAGUGGCGGAGUUUGUGCGUGGCACACUUAGCAGCCUGCCAAGCACUCUACACCUGGGGCAGUCCAUGGAUGUGGUGAAACUCCAAUCAAUUGGCCGCACCGUGGAUUGCCGACUGUUUUCAUAUCCAGAGGCCAGAAGGAUCCUGCUGCCUGUUGUUCUUCAUCAUAUCCACCUGCACCUGAGACAACAGAAGGAGCUUCUGGUCUGCUCUGGGAUCCUCAGUAGCAUCUUCUCCAUUAUCAAAAGCAGUUCAACGGAGGUGGAUGUGGGAGAGGAGGUGCAGAUGCUGCAGGAGAGCCUGUUAGAUGUUCUCCUACAGACACUUCUUAUCAUCAUGAGUAAAUCUCAGGCCCAGGAGGCGGUAAGAGGCCAGCGGUGUCCACAGUGUACAGCAGAGAUCACUGGGGAGUAUGUUUCCUGCCUCCUGUCUCUGCUGCGCCUGAUGUCAGAUACCCACUACCAACAUCUGCUGCACAACUUCCAGAGCAAAGAAGAGCUUAAGGAAUUCCUGCUGAAGAUUUUCUGUGUGUUCCGGAACUUACUGAAGUUGAGUGUCUUCCCUCCAGACUGGACAGUGAUGAGACUUCUAGCCAGCAACAUUAUAGUAACGACUGUUCAAUACGUCUCUCCUGCUGUGCACAAAAACUUCUGUGAAGGAGAUUUUGACUUCAAGGUCUGGAAUUCCUAUUUCAGUCUUGCUGUCCUCUUCAUCAACCAGCCCAGUCUGCAGCUGGAGAACUUUGCUGCUGGGAAGAGACGGAGAAUCAUUGACAAGUAUGGGGACAUGCGUGUUAUGAUGACAUAUGAGCUCUUCAACAUGUGGCAGAACUUGGGGGAGCACAAGUUUCACUUUAUUCCAGGAAUGAUUGGACCUUUCCUGGGGGUUUCCCUUGUUCCUCAGCCUGAAGUCCGAAAUAUAAUGAUUCCCAUUUUCCACGAUAUGAUGGAUUGUGAGCAGAGACGUAAUGGGAACUUUAAGCAGGUGGAGGCUGAACUAAUCGAUAAGUUGGACUCUUUGGUGUCUGAAGGAAAAGGAGAUGAAAAUUACCGGGAACUUUUCAGCCUCCUCCUUCUAGAAAAGAUUGAGCAGGAAACAUGGAGAGAACCUGGGGCCUCGUUUGUAACUUCUGUAACACGGCUGAUGGAGAGGCUGCUGGACUACAGGGAUUGUAUGAAAGGAGAAGAAAAUGAAAACAAAAAAGUUGGCUGCACAGUGAAUCUGAUGAACUUCUACAAAUCAGAAAUAAAUAAGGAAGAAAUGUAUAUACGAUAUAUUCAUAAGUUGUGUGAUAUGCACCUACAGGCAGAGAGCUACACAGAGGCAGCCUUCACUCUUCUGUUGUACUGGGAAUUGCUGCAGUGGGAGGAAAAACCGCUUCGAGAAUUUCUUCAUUAUCCUGCACAGAGUGAGUGGCACCGGAAGGAAGGUUUGAGUCGAAAAAUCAUCCACUACUUCAACAAGGGCAAGUGCUGGGAGUUUGCAAUUCCCCUGUGCAGAGAGCUUGCCGCUCAGUAUGAGAAGCUCUACGACUAUCAGAGCCUGAGCUGGAUUCUGAAAAUGGAAGCAUCUUAUUAUGAUCACAUUAUGGAUCAGCAGAGGUUGGAACCAGAGUUUUUCAGAGUUGGAUUUUAUGGAAAGAAAUUCCCAUUCUUCUUGCGGAAUAAGGAAUUUGUUUGCCGGGGCCAUGAUUACGAGCGAUUGGAGGCAUUUCAACAAAGGAUGCUGAAUGAGUUCCCACAGGCCAUUGCAAUGCAACAUCUGAACCACCCUGACGACACCAUUCUUCAGAGUGACUCCCAAUACCUGCAGAUUUAUGCAGUAACUCCACUUCCGGACACACCACGAGUUCUGCAAAUGGAUCAUGUACCAGAGAGAAUAAAGAGCUUCUACAGAGUGAACAAUGUGCGCAGGUUCCGCUACGACCGACCGUUCCACCGAGGACAACGGGACAAGGACAAUGAGUUUAAGAGUCUCUGGAUAGAGCGCAGUACCCUCACACUAUCUCACAGCCUUCCUGGGAUCUCUUGCUGGUUCGAGGUGCAGAAGAGAGAGCUGGUUGAAGUCAGCCCACUGGAAAAUGCUCUGCAGGUACUGGGUAACAAGACACAGGAACUCCGGGCUCUGAUUACACAGUAUCAGCACCAUACGCUACAUGGGAACAUCAACUUGCUCAGCAUGUGUCUGAAUGGUGUCAUCGAUGCAGCUGUGAACGGGGGAAUCACACGAUACCAAGAGGCGUUCUUUGACAAGGAUUAUAUUACCCAGCAUCCUGAAGAUGCUGAGAAGAUCAGCCAGCUUAAAGAGCUCAUGCAGGAACAGGUGCAUGUGCUCGGUGUUGGUCUAGCUGUACAUGAAAGAUGUGUACACCCCGAGAUGCGGCCCCUGCACAAAAAGCUUGUUGAUCAAUUCCAGGUUAUGCGCUCAAGUCUAUAUCAGGAGUUUCCAGCUCUAGAGAAGUUAAGUACAACCUGCACUGCACUGCCCCGUAGUAACAUUUUGUUAUCACACGGAAAUCUCAGCAAUGACAGCAUGAGGCUCUUCCACCGACACAGUCCCCUUGUGGUUUUGAGCUCUGUGCGUCACUCCUCUUCCUCGCUCUCGUCACAUGCCUCCAGUGACACAGGGAGCACCCCAACUGCCGGAGACAGUGAGAAUGAGGAUCCCUACACACUACAGAUGCUGCUCCCGCACUCUCUUCAUGCCGGCUCAAUCACUAAUGUUUCUGCGUUAUCAUCAUCCUACACAAGCCCCUCCUCCUCCAGUCUCAGCUCCACCCACUCUGCUCCAUCACAGCUUGUUAAUUCUGCACCCUCAAGCACACGAGGCUCACCUUCACUGCCAGAUAAAUAUCGUCACUCACGGGAUAUGGUGAUGCUUCUCCCAGCACCGAGAGACCGGCCCAGCAGUGCCAUGUACCAGACGGGCGCAGAUAAUACGCAGCGCUGUGUGUAUCCUCGCGCACUGUUACAGCAAGUCCUGGGUCAGUGUAAGCCGUGUAGUGACCCUAACCUCUCGGUGGCAGAGAAAGUGCUUGCAGCUCCCAGCAGUUGGAGUUUGGACAGUGGGACCAGAGAACCUCUCCCCUUCCUGGCGUCUCAUGUUGGAAGCGUCCUUACUCCGACGGGGAUCCACAGGGGCCUGACACAGGGUCCUUACUCACUGCACUUUGAUGCAUUUCAUCCCUCUGUAGGAGAGGCUGCACCGUCGAUGCCCACAAGAUCCUUACGCAAGAGCCCGUUGCACACCAUUCCGGCUUCCCCCACCAGUCCACAGUCAUGUUUGGAUGGUAGUAACUCUCCACUUUCGGGCAGUGCCAGCAGUGGGGUCUCUUCCUUAAGUGAAGGCAACUUUUCUGGAUGCCCAGAUCAAGUACCCCCCUCAGACCACCGAUGUGAGGAAGGGCAGAGUGGAGGCUAUCAGCACUACCCCCCUGUACGGUACAGUCUCUCUGACCCUAAUGGUUUAGAGACCGCAAAACUCCAGCCUUGUCGAAGUCAUUCUGCCCCUAGCGGAGUCAACCCACCUCGGUCACCCAACGGAGAACAGGAGGAGGGAGGAACAGAACAAGAGCGAAUGAGGAGACCUCGACGAAACUGCCCAGGGGUCAAAGAACACUCAGCAAGGGUGGGAUGGGAGCACAACAUGGGCAAACCAUAACCAGAGACAGUUUGGGAGGAGUGAGGGGACUGUAGGAGGAAUGGAUGAGAAGUAUGUGUCCUGUUGUCGUUGUAUUAGGUGGAGUAAGGAAUGUAUCUGUAAUAACAUCUGUAUAUGAAGAGGAACAGAUGAAAGGUGUGUCUUCUGAUAUCUGUGUAUACUAAAGAAAUCAUAUCCUAAAGUGUAUAAGGAGGAGGUGUAAGGUAGAUUCCCUGAUGUCUGUGUAUUAGAAAGAGGUGAGAGGUAUGUGUGCUGCUCUCUCUGUUUUAGAAAAGGGUGAGGAUUAUGGGUGCUGGUGUCUGUGUAUUAUUAGGAGGUAUGUGUGUUGGUGUCUGUAUUAGAAGUGAGUGGUAUGUGUGUUGGUGUCUGCAUAUUAAAGGUGAGUGGUAUGUGUGCUGGUGUCUGUGUAUUAGAGAGAGCUAUGUGUGCUUGUGUCUUUGUAUAAGAAAGAGGUGAGAGGUAUGUGUGCUGGUGUCUGUAUAAGAAAGAGGUGAGAGGUAUGUGUGCUGGUGUCUGUGUAUUAGAGAUGAGGGGUAUGUGUGCUGGUUUCUGUGUAUUAGAGAUGAGGGGUAUGAUGUUGGUCUCUGUGUAUUAGAGAUGAGAGGUAUGUGUGCUGGUGUCUGUGUAUUAGAGAUGAGAGGUUUGUGUGCUGGUGUCUGUGUAUUAGAGAUGAGAGGUGGUAUGUGUGCUGGUGUCUGUGUAUUAGAGAGAGCUAUGUGUGCUUGUGUCUGUGUAUAAGAAAGAGGUGAGAGGUAUGUGUGCUGGUGUCUGUAUAAGAAAGAGGUGAGAGGUAUGUGUGCUGGUGUCUGUGUAUUAGAGAUGAGGGUUAUGUAUGCUGGUGUCUGUGUAUUAGAGAUGAGGGGUAUGUAUGCUGGUGUCUGUGUAUUAGAGAUGAGAGGUAUGUGUGCUAGUGCUGUGUAUUAGAGAUGAAGGGUAUGUGUGCUGGUGUCUGUGUAUUAGAGAUGAGAGGUAUGUGUGCUAGUGCUGUGUAUUAGAGAUGAAGGGUAUGUGUGCUGGUGUCUGUGUAUUAGAGAUGAGAGGUAUGUGUGCUGGUGUCUGUGUAUUAGAGAUGAGAGGUAUGUGUGCUGGCGUCUGUGUAUUAGAGAUGAGAGGUAUGUGUGCUGGUGUCUGUGGUAUGUGUGCUGGUGUCUUUGUAUUAGAGUUGAGAGGUAUGUCUGCUGGUGUCUUUGUAUUAGAUGUGAGAGGUAUGAAUGCUGUUUCUGUGUAUUAGAGAGAGGUGAGAGCAAUAUUUGCUGACGUCUGUGUAUUAGAGAUGAGGGGUAUGUGUACUAGUCUCUGUGUAUAAGAAAGAGGUGAGAGCAAUAUUUGCUGGUGUCUGUGUAUUAGAGAUUAGGGGUAUGUGUGCUGAUGUCUGUGUAUUAGAGAUGAGGGCUAUGUGUGCUGAUGUCUGUGUAUUAGAGAGAAGUAUGUGUGCUUGUCUGUGUAUAAGAAAGAGGUGAGAGGUAUGUGUGAUGGUGUUUCUGUGUAUUAGAAAGAGGUGAGAGCAAUAUUUGCUGGUGUCUGUGUAUUAGAGAUGAGGGGUAUGUGUGCUAGUCUCUGUGUAUAAGAAAGAGGUGAGAGCAAUAUUUGCUGGUGUUUGUGAAUUAGAGAUGAGGGGUAUGUGUGCUGAUGUCUGUGUAUUAGAGAUGAGGGCUAUGUGUGCUGAUGUAUGUGUAUUAGAGAGAGGUAUGUGUGCUUGUCUGUGUAUAAGAAAGAGGUGAGAGGUAUGUGUGAUGGUGUCUGUGUAUUAGAGAUAAGGGGUAUGUGUGCUGGUGUCUGUGUAUUAUAGAUGAGGAGUAUGUGUGCUGGUGUCUGUGAUAAGAAAGAGGUGAGAGGUAUGUGUGCUGGUGUCUGUGUAUUAGAGAUGAGGGGUAUGUGUGCUGGUGUCUGUGUAUUAGAGAGAGCUAUGUGUGCUUGUGUCUGUGUAUAAGAAAGAGGUGAGAGGUAUGUGUGCUGGUGUCUGUGUAUAAGAAAGAGUUGAGAGGUAUGUGUGCUGGUGUCUGUGUAUUAGAGAUGAGGGGUAUGUAUGCUGGUGUCUGUGUAUAAUAAAGAGGUGAGAGGUAUGUGUGCUGGUGUCUGUGUAUUAGAGAUGAGGGGUAUGUGUGCUGGUGUCUGUGUAUUAGAGAUGAAGGGUAUGUGUGCUGGUGUCUGUGUAUUAGAGAUGAGGGGUAUGGAUGUUGUAUUUUGGUGUUUCUGUAUAAGAGAGGAGGUAUGAAUGUUUGUGUGCAUUAGGAAAGGCUACCAGUUGUGUGCUGAUCCCUGUUUAAUAGGACCAUGGAAAGGUACUGAUAUGUGGGUAUCAGGGGAAGAUAAGAUACCUGUGUUAUAACCUCUGCAUUUAAAGAAAGAUCUGUGUCCCAAUGUGUAUUGUUUAGGAGUUCUAACAAAAUAUAACUUCAUUCCAAAGGGAUUAUGCAACUACGCAGUUUAUUUCUGAUUCUUAAACAAAUCGUACAAAAUAUGCAAUUGCUUGAUGAAUAAAAACAGAAGCAAAUUCUCA